AUGUCAUCAGGCGGGCCAAGUAUCGCCGGUGACGAAUACUUGCAGGUAGUUCCGGUGGCAGCUCUCCCUCCUCGUCCUCCGGCGGCUACAUCGACCGUGAUUGUCGAGUAUACGCCUUCGGCCCCAAAUCUCGAGGAGGAGGACCUAGAGGUCAAGCUUCGUCGCAUUCUUGAAUGCGUCCCCGUCCGUGUCAACAACACUUUCGGUAGCUCCGCCGGUUCCGGCUCUGCCGACUUUCAUCAAGUAUUAUAUCAGGAUUACGUUUAUAUGUUUGGAAACCCACAAGAGAGCUUCUUCUUCAAGUUUUGGAGGGUUCCGAGGGAUAGUGAGGUAGCCUCGUGCCAAAACAAAUUGUAUCGGCAAAUGAGAAGGAAAGAGCAAGACCGGCUUGCAAGGAUGGAUAUUGACUACCUGAAAAGGAAAGAACUCGCAGAAUUUAGCUUGAGAAGGGAGGAGAGAUUAAGAGAUGCGGAAGAGCAAACAGCAAAAAAGCGUUUGUCAAACAAAAAAACAAAGAAAGAAAGUGAAGAAGAGCAAAUUGAAUGCUGGCCCAGAGUUCAUGCUUGGGUUUACAAGAAAAUCUUCAGGCAAUUUGAUCUUGAUGCAGAUAGGACCUCUUUUCGUGAAGAAAAGCGCUCGAUGAUUCCGGGAGAAUGA
Messenger RNA from Ilex paraguariensis (yerba mate), 657 nucleotides. The record is from the annotation of a GenBank genome assembly. NCBI's taxonomy places the organism in Eukaryota, Viridiplantae, Streptophyta, Magnoliopsida, Aquifoliales, Aquifoliaceae.